AGUUUUCACACACAGGCAGCCCUGAUAUUUACGGUGACAACCCUACUCUUAAAAUCUGGCGCAAAGCAACAUAGAAAGUGAAGCGUCUUAGUUAAUUUAUUUAAAUGCGAGUUCGGAUAACGAAAAAAUGUCGGGUGAUAUUGCAAACCAGCUGAAAGGAAGCCGCUCCGACGUGGAAUCAGCUUGUAAAACGAUUGUGGCCAAGUUCAAAGAGAUCGCCAGCGGAGUCCGUGGGAAUGCAGAUGCAUCCUACGCCUUGAGAUACGAAUUGAGUGUCCUGCGCCAUAUUUGCUACGCUGUUAAGGAGAAUCUUCAUCAAAAUGCAGAUCUAUAUUGUGAUAUUAUGGCCAUCAUGCUGCCACACGUGGAGCCUUCGCAAGAGAAGCCAAACCUUUGGGAGGCCCACCUGACAAGCCUGCGCUACAUUCAUCAUGGUUUGUGCCAAGAGAAAUCCAUCGCCGCUUGUCAGAAGCUGUAUAAUCUCAUACGGUCGCAAUCCUGCCGCUUACAAAAUGAUUCUGACUAUAAAAUAUAUCUGGACAUACACUUGACACACUUUAAUGGCAUACACUUACAACUUCAGAAACAAACACUGCCCCUGGAAGCCACUCAUCAUCUGUGUUUUUCUCUAGAGGCUCUGGGGGAUCUAUUCGCCGCCAUGCGACAAAAGAAAUUAACCAAAAAUGGUCCUCUUUUGGUGCAGCUCAAUGAGUCUAUGUUUGGGAAAAGAAGUAGGACUUUUUUCAAAUCCCUUAGUUAUCUACCCAGUGAGAGUCUAACCAAGAUGUUCGACCCACUAAUAAAGCUUCUGGCUAGCAACUCCUCUACGUAUUUAAGCACUCAGUUUGCGGAGUUCCUGAGCUUCGCGUUGGCUCUCUUUCAAAUCGAUAUGUUGAAUCCCCAGCUCAGUAUGCACAUGGCCCUCCAAUCGCUUCGCAUGUGUAAGGAAAUUUUCCGGGAGGAUGCCAAUGUCACGUAUGCUCUUCAGCUGGUUUACUACUUUCUGAAGAUCAUUUACGCAAGGGAAGCCUCUCAAGAUUUUAAGCGAACUUACGUAGAUAUUUGCCGUAAGUUCCAGACCUUCUUCGAACAGAAAGGGGCUGCUUUCGCCAAGGAACAAUGGUUGACCGAUUUAGUGAUUGCAAUACAGCGUCUGCAAACGCUGAUUCAUCAGAGCGGCAGCAGAUCGUCGUCGCCGUUUCAGCGAUUUUGGCAGCAAAUGGAGGUGGAAGGUGGCACGGAGGCAUAUGCAGCCCAUUUUCAGCUGCUGCACAGCUGUGCGGCAAUUUCUGUGAAUGUGACAAGGAGUUCACUAGGCAGCAACUGUUCAAACGAAUCCUGCAAGAGCCAAAGGAGGCACUGCAUCAUGAGCUUCGGCAUGUGCGCCUUGGAUGCCUACAUCAACUGGCAGCCAACGGCGGAGCAGAAAACGGAUAGAUCUCCUCACAAGCCCUUGCUGGGAAUAAUCUCCUACACGAUGGAUGUGGCCAAGAGCUUGAAAUGUUUAGGAUCCACUAGUGUGGAAGUGAUAAGAUUAGUUCGUCAAUUGAUCCACGUUGCGGAUAAGGUGUCCUGCGCGGAGCAAAUGGCCCUGCUGCUACCACUUCUAGAGCCCCUCCAACAGCUACGUCCCAUAAUUGCGGAUCAGGAGCUGAGUAUUUUGUUGAGGCGGCUUUUUAAGGCCAGCUGCCAUUGCAAGGACCCACAGAUGGCGUCUCGCCUGCAGGCCUGUUACAUAGCCUCCCUCAAGAACCCCGUUCGGCUGCGUUCACAAAUUAGUUUACAUUACCACAGCCAAGUAAAGGAAGGAAAAGAGAUUCAGAAAUGCGUCUACGAAUGGCACGAAAGUGGCCCACUGCCCAAUCCCCUUACCACAGCCCAGAAAAGACAGCUGUACGACACGGAUUUGUUUGCUGUCCUUCACAACCUAAGGAGUCCUUCCUUAUCCCACUUGCGAUCGCUCCUCCGGUACAGAACAAAUGACUAUCAGCUAGUCCUUCUGGCCAGGCAAAUGCGCAACGAUGGCAGUGUUUUAAAGGAAUUGCAGGAAAUGACUGCCAGACUGAGGCAGAAAAGUUCUCUCACCCGAAUGGAACAGCUCUCUGUAGGUCAUGCAAAUGUGGGCUUACUUUUAGAUGCACUAGAGGCUCAAAAGACAAAGAUUUCUUCCAAAGAUGUACAUGAGAACACGAUGGAGGAAGUUCUUCUACGGCAGAACCUUUCAUCGAUAAAUAUAGAACGAGAGCACCGAGUAGUUAAGUUGGCUUCAGACUCUAUAGCAGCGUUUGAUAGAUUCUUUAAACGAGCUGACGAGGAACCUUUGGGCGAAGAGGAGACAUCCAUAGACUGGGAAGCUUUAGUGGAUGAUGCAGUAUCCGCAGCCAUGGCACUGUCCAGUAUGGGUUACCAACAAGAAGCGGAGGAUGCGUGGCUUCUGCUUCUAAGAAUCGGAUCCUUGCUGGAGGAUCGGUUUACCUACCUCAGAGCCUUAACCUACUUCCUGUCACAAAAUAGAGUGAGCCCCACGCUAAGACUGGAUCUCUCUAAGGAAGUUGCACGUGCGGAGGACAUGCUGGACGAUUUGUGGCCACAGCUGCAAAGUGGAAGAUUUUUCAAGCGCCAGCACACCACUGUGAUGCUUUGCCUUUGCCAUUUGGCCAGUUACUAUGACAGAAAAGAUUGCCAGAGCACGGCGCAGUUACUCCUGCUCCAAGUGGAGCAAUUGCGCGAGGAGUUCCCGGAAAGGACUGGAAAAAGCGACAUUGUUUUAAUCACCUUACAGACGGUUCGCUUUAGACUUUCUUAUCAUCAGAGGAAGCCCAGGAACCCAAGGAUACCUACACCAUUGCGACAGCUGGACACUCUGCUCGAUAAUGUGCGAAACUUCUUCACCUUGUCCAGCUUGGAUGCAGGCUCCCUGCAACUUGUACUUGCCGCUCUUGUUAAAGAAAGCACAGAGUGUGCAGCCAACCGGCUUAGCGAACGUCUCGCCUUCUCCAACUUUGCGCUGCAGAUGUUCCUACAGGCUGGUUUUGCCCUGCGCUCCAUCGAAGUAUUUAUAGCCUGGCUGUGGACGAACCUGCAGAUGGAGUACCUUGACAAGGCAGAGUCCAAGCUGCGACUCGUCGAGCACUGUUUAAAUAUAAAGCCACUAGCUCGGAAGCAGCCACCUCUGGAGAGUGAAAAGAAAGAGGCACCGCUGGCAUCCCUUGAAAGCAAUAUGAUGCUAAUGCAGUUGGUGGAGCCAAUUAGGAAGCAGCAGCAGUUCGACAUGGGCUCGCCCAGAGCCCUCAACAUGCGGCCCAAUAGUCCCAGUUUUCAUAUGAACUUGGAGCGCUACGUGAACUUCAAGCAGGCACCGUCUCUUCUCCGACAGAACUCCCAGCUGCAGUGUGUUUACUUCGUUCUGGGAUGCCUUCAUGCACGACUCUGUUUUUUGCAGAGGAAUGACGAUCAGUUGGAUGAGUUUUAUGCCGAGGCAGAUAGCUUUUUGGCCAAGAAUCCCGAGCUGAGGACUUUCCUGGGUUCUAUGUUGCAAGUGCACCAAGUAUACAAAGUCAAUUUUAUGCGGUAUAAAAAAAAGCACCAAGAGUCCUUGUCGGUUUGCCAAAAGGGACUACAGUCACGGCCGUCCUCAAUGGAUGUCAACUAUAGUUACAACUUCAUGGCCCAACUGAAAGCGGCGCAACUGGAGCUGAAGCCGUUGAAGCCGCAGUGUCAGAAGUCCCGACGAGCUCUAGUUUUCAAUCUUUCACCUGAACAGAAACUAAGGCCAGUUCUGGCCGCAGGAGCCACCAAUUCAGCAGUCAAAGUAAAACAAUCGGCAAAAAAGGCGCCAAAGUUUAGGAUUUUCACGGAGCUGGAGCUGCGACCACCAAGCACGAGUAGCUCUGGCAGCAGUGGAAGCGGCAAUGAAAACACACCGCCCUCUGAUCGCAUUGACUUGAAUGCCUGCCAGGCCAUCGAGAUAAGUGAUGACGAUGACUCGCCCACCACACAGCCGCUGAAGCCAUCGCAGUCUCAAGCCAAGGUGAGGGAAAAAACCAAGACCAAAGCCAAGACGAAAGUCAGUCAAGUCAUUGAACUGGAUGACAGUUUCGAGAAGGGGCUGACCCAGUCGAAGGGCACGGCUGUGAGGAGCACCAGGGCCAGGAUUCGGCAACCGGAGGAGGAAACACCAAAGGCGGCGGCGGUUCUGUCGUCAAGGAGGCCCAGGCGAAAGGUGGCCGAGCAGCAACCCGCAGAAUCAGAGUGUGUCAGCACACGGAGACGCCACAGAAACUGAUUAGUUUUAGUUUAUUUUAUAAUUGGUUUUCUACUUUUAUUUAAAUGCGUUUAUUUCUCACUCAAAUAUAAUCCAUUUAUGUGUUGAAA
Drosophila ananassae is the source of this 4374-nucleotide messenger RNA. RefSeq names its product protein three rows. The transcript is spliced from 3 exons. Bases 128 to 4285 code for a protein of 1385 amino acids. The record is from RefSeq and is a predicted model, not a curated record. NCBI's taxonomy places the organism in Eukaryota, Metazoa, Arthropoda, Insecta, Diptera, Drosophilidae.